GCGUAUCAGCAUGAUUCCCCUUGUGAUCUUCACUUCACUGUUCUUCUGCGUGGGAACUGUUCCCCUUGCCACACGUCAUGGGCCUGAUGGGCGCAUUGUGGGCGGCAGUCCUGCCAACAUUACCAACUAUCCGUACCAGCUGUCUUUGGAAUUUUUCUUCAUGCAUAGCUGUGGCGCUUCCAUCAUUGGCGCCAACUGGGCAGUGACAGCCGCUCAUUGCGUCGAGGGGUUGCCGCCCGCAUCAGUGCGUCUUCGAGCUGGAAGUAGCACCAAGGGGGUCGGUGGUACGGUGCACCCUGCGUCCGAAGUUGUUAUGCAUCCAGACUACUGGGACGCCGACUAUGACAUUGCAGUCAUCAAGGUAUCAGAGCCAUUCGAAUUCAGUGAUAGCGUGCAGCCAAUUUCAAUGAGCUCAGUGGUCCCUCCAACUGGAACUCCAGUCGUGGUCACUGGAUGGGGCAGACUCAGUACUGAUGGAUCCUCCCCAUCGCAGCUGUAUCAGGUGCUGAUUAGCGUGAUGGACUAUGACACGUGUAACUCUGCUUACCGGGAAGCCGGAGGCCUCACAACACGAAUGUUCUGUGCCGGGGUUCCUGCAGGAGGAAAGGAUUCCUGCAACGGGGAUUCUGGUGGCCCUCUCAUGGCCAAUGGUGAACUCUCCGGCAUUGUGUCGUGGGGCUACGACUGCGGAGAAGCUGGCUUCCCUGGUGUUUACGCUAAUGUUGCUGUUUUGAAGAGCUGGGUCACUUCAGUCACUGGAAUUGAGUGACGUGAAAAUAGCAAUCACAGUUGCGAUACUCAUGAAUAUAAUUCAUAAAUUAAAAUAUUUUAACAAUUAUGUAAUAAAUGUACUAGUGGUAUAAAAUUUGAAGAGUGGUAUAUUUUUAUCUCAGAAUAUAUAUCUUAAUUUUAGUCAUCACCAAAUCUUAAAACCAUUUAUUCUAACUUUAAAAAUGGCAGUUUUAUUUCCGACAGCAAAAAAAGGCCACAAUUUUAGGUUAUCAGACCUGCCACCCCCUUUCAUGCGUAAAUAAUAAUAUUUAAAAAAAAAGUCCCUGAGACCUCUGUAUGCAAGUGUUUGUUCACUCUGCAGUACAAUAAAAUAUCAUCUUAUGUCAGUGCAGUCAGAUAUAUCAAUUCUAUAAAGGUCGAAAUUUCAGACGUUUGGCACUUGUGAGUUUAAGAUGAUGAUUAUAUCAAUAUAAUGUGUUUCGUGUUAUAUUUAUAUAAUUGCAGUGCUUUCACGUUGGAUUCUAAAUUGAUUAAUUAAUUAUGAGUUAAUAAAAUAUAUUGCUGAUCAUCAAAUUAAAUCAUAAAUUAAUAUGCAUUCAAGUGCUCAAUAACAAGACAAGUUUCGAUUUUCAGAUAAUCAUAAACAGAGGUUUUCUACCUAUUAUUAAAUGGUCUUAUUAUAAUAGUUAAGGUUUCUAAAAGAUCGCUGUUCUUCCUCAAAAUAUAUAUAUUGAAUUAAUAAACGAAAAUAUUGUUCAAUGUGCUGAUGUUAUGCUACCAGCAUGAGUUUAUGAGGCAGAAUAUUAUUAUAUUUACCAUAUCCUAUUCAUAUGUUAUAGCAGUUAUUUAUAUUCUUGUAUAUAUAACAUACAAUUAUAUUGUCCCGUACUAGUUUUCAUUAACUGUAAUAUAAGAUUAUAGGAUGGACAAUUAUGUAGGAACUUCGAUUACUGUACUAAAUGCUGGUUAAUAAAAUGCCCCCGUUGAUAACUUUC
Molecule: messenger RNA, 1727 nt
Organism: Cryptotermes secundus
Lineage: Eukaryota; Metazoa; Arthropoda; Insecta; Blattodea; Kalotermitidae
Product: trypsin-1
Exons: 5
Coding region: 11-769 (252 amino acids)
Biological process (GO): proteolysis
Molecular function (GO): serine-type endopeptidase activity
Source: RefSeq, a predicted model, not a curated record